CACGCGACAGUUUACGGCCGGCUGCCGAGGCGAAAGGUUCUUUCAUCUUGCGCCGCGCUCCUCGAGACGCGGCCACGCUGAUAAAACACUUGCGAAAAACAGUGCCCGAGCCUCGGCUCUCUUCGUGACUCGUAACCCCGGAGGAAUCGCGUGACGACUGUCUCACCGAAUCCGCUACUCGCAUUGUCACCUAAAUCGCUUCGUGUGUGACGAAGCCCCUCGCAGUGGAAGAAAACCGCUCAAAUAUCCCCGGCAAUGUAACUUCAUCGUGCUCGAUAAACACGGAAUAAUCAAAGAGAAAACCUCUCGACGUGCACUAACAUCAGUGAAUUCUCUUUGACCCUGAUCGUGAACGGUUUUUGUGAAUUGUGAGUGAUAAGAACGCUCGUCAAAAUUGCUCCCAACCAGAAAGUCGCUGCCACUGCUGCUGCUGCACAUGGCCCCAGCUCGUUCACAGAACGCGGUGUAGUCAAGAUCACGAUGACGAUGGAUGUGAGCAAAUCGGAGACUAGCAAAAAUGGCUCCGGGCAGCAGGAGUGCGCUGGAUGUGGCAAAAUCAUCACUGAAAGGUAUCUCCUCAAAGCGUUGGACGCUUUCUGGCACGAAGACUGUCUAAAGUGCGGGUGUUGCGACUGCCGGUUAGGGGAGGUCGGCUCCACCCUGUACACAAAAGCGAAUUUAAUACUGUGCAAGAGGGACUAUUUGAGGCUGUUCGGUAACACGGGAUAUUGUGCGGCGUGCAGCAAAGUAAUACCUGCCUUCGAGAUGGUCAUGAGAGCAAGGGCGAACGUCUACCAUCUCGAGUGUUUCGCGUGUCAGCAGUGCAGCCAUCGGUUUUGCGUCGGGGACCGUUUCUACCUUUGCGAGAACAAGAUUCUGUGCGAAUACGACUACGAGGAGAGGCUCGUAUUCGCGAACAUGGCCCUUAAUGCACCAGCGUCGCUUGCUCACAUAAAGAGACAGCUACCGCCGACACCGACGCCACCCGGUGGCACAGCCACCGCCGGUGGAGGAGGACCGCCCAAUUUAUCGCAGCAGCAUCACGCUCAUAAUCAGAUUCAACAUCAGGGGCAGUUACAGUCGCAGGCUAUCAAUCAGCAAAUGGGCCAACACAAUCACUUAUCGAACGGUCAAAUAUCCGGAGGGACGCCAACGGUGAACGGCAACAUGGGGCCGCGGGGAGGUCCCGGUGACAUGAACAACAACGGGCUAGCGGGACCUGGGAUCGGGCCGGUGAAACCGCCGCCGAUGUCGAUGCCAGCGCCGACGAGCUGAGACGAGGCCCCGCCACCUAUGAAGAAGUUACGUUGUCUGGACGGUUAUUGAAGAAACGUCAGUUUUUUAAGUACCGGGACGAUUGAAUAGGUGGGAAAAGAUGGUGACAAAAAAGAUUAAUUUGAGGGGGACGAUCGAGACGAAAAGGUGCUUCGAAGGGUAAAACGACGAAAACGAGAGACUUCGGGGUAGGAAGCCGAAGAGAAAAGCGCAAAAAAUUCAUAAACAAAUAAAUAAAGAAAGGAGAAGAAGAUAAAUAAAAUAAAAUAAAAUAAAAUCACUGUGAUUACGUGGGGAAUCGGACAAAGUGACAAUUACAACGCGUACGUAUAGGCCAGAGAUAAAUCUGUAUAAACAGGAGGUUGACGAAUUAACUGUAACCAUCAAAUGGCUUUAUGUAAGAUAUAUUUAUAGUUUAACGACGAUUUCGAGUCGACGUACCAGACGAAUUGUAAAUACAAUUGGUUUAAGGAGAUAAAAGGUUUAACGAUAAACACAAAAGUCGUCGAGAUGAACGAAGCGAAUGAAAGAAAGAUAUUAAAAGCGUGUGCGACUGUUGUGAGAGCGAGUGAAGAAUCUGAGCGCGAAUGUACGAGUGGAUCGCGAGUGCGUAUGAAAGUGCGAGCUUAGAACGCAUAGUCGGUUCCAUACAGCUCAUACCAAAGACAUAAAAUGUAAGAUAAAGAAGAUCGUCGGAGCGCAGCAUCCGGCGUCAAUAUUCCUAUUUGUUUCGCCUUCAUUUAUCAUUAAUUAUCACGUUGAUUUAUACACAAUCGUAAUAAGCCAUUUCGUUGGAUCCUCCACCCUCGUCGUUCGAAUUCUCCUCGUCGUUCUUCCAUUCGAAAACUUUACGAUACCAAAUCAACAGCUUUAUCUUACCAUACCAAAAAAUGCGCGAAAAACCAGCUAAUUAAUAUAUGAAACGACUUGAAGGGAGCACGUCGCUUACCAAAAUACGAAGAAUGGAUUGUACCGCGAGCGAGGCGAGCGACCUACGACCCCGAGGGUUGCACACGAGCGAGCACAUUUACAGUACAUGACUCCGAGUAUGAUCGAGUACAAAAAGCGAUUUAUGUAUAAAGAAAACGAUAAAAAAAACAACUGCGAAGAAUACUGAAGAGAGUGAGAGUGAGGGAGUCGGAGGUGCGAAGUUUGUGUUGAAAUUGUGGGAGAGAGCGAGAGAGAGAGAGAGAGAGAGAGAGAGCGAGACCGAGAAAAAGGAUAUUAUUGUUGUACGUUUAUUUAGUUUUUGAUAGCGAGGUGUAACGAAUAAAUGUAACGCCUUCGCAGCACUCUUUGUUAAUAAUCAUUGUACAUAAAGUCAUUUAUUAGCGCACUAUUAAUAACUAAAUAUUGGCGAUCGCGAUAGGGAUUCUCCAUAACUACCGGAAGAGAUGAAAAAAGGCGAAAAUAUACAUUCUUAUUAAUAACGAA
Venturia canescens is the source of this 2709-nucleotide messenger RNA. RefSeq names its product insulin gene enhancer protein ISL-2-like. The transcript is spliced from 5 exons. The record is from RefSeq and is a predicted model, not a curated record. Gene Ontology annotation, cellular component: nucleus. The coding region runs from base 481 to 1275 and encodes 264 amino acids. Gene Ontology annotation, biological process: positive regulation of transcription by RNA polymerase II. NCBI's taxonomy places the organism in Eukaryota, Metazoa, Arthropoda, Insecta, Hymenoptera, Ichneumonidae. Gene Ontology annotation, molecular function: DNA-binding transcription factor binding; transcription coactivator activity.